Molecule: messenger RNA, 1425 nt
Organism: Gloeophyllum trabeum ATCC 11539
Lineage: Eukaryota; Fungi; Basidiomycota; Agaricomycetes; Gloeophyllales; Gloeophyllaceae
Product: amidase signature enzyme
Exons: 9
Coding region: 1-1425 (474 amino acids)
Biological process (GO): glutaminyl-tRNAGln biosynthesis via transamidation; mitochondrial translation
Cellular component (GO): glutamyl-tRNA(Gln) amidotransferase complex; mitochondrion
Molecular function (GO): glutaminyl-tRNA synthase (glutamine-hydrolyzing) activity
Source: RefSeq, a predicted model, not a curated record
AUGAAGCUCGCGCGCUCCCUCCACACCCGCGCCGCCAAGACCAAUGCGCUCGUCUACACGCCGCCGACGCCCCCGCCCGCCCGCCCGGGGCCGCUGAGCGGGACGCGGGUCGCGGUGAAGGACAACAUCUGCACGCGCGACAUGCCCACGACGUGUUCGUCCGAGAUGCUCCGCGACUUCACCUCCCCGUUCGACGCCACCGUCGUCUCCCUCCUGCGCGCCGCCGGCGCCCAGAUCGUCGGCAAAGCCAACUGCGACGAGUUCGGCAUGGGCUCGCUCAACGUCCACUCCAUCCACGGGCCCGUCCUCAACCCCUGGGUGCCACGCGACGAACACGAACACGCCCCGCGGAGCGCGGGCGGCAGCUCGGGCGGGUCGGCCGCUGCUGUAGCCGCUGGGUUGUGCGACGUCGCGCUCGGCACGGACACGGGCGGCUCCGUCCGCCUCCCCGCGGCCUACUGCGGGGUAGUCGGGCUCAAACCGUCCUAUGGGCUGCUGAGCAGGUGGGGCGUCGUCUCCUACUCCGACUCGCUCGACUGCGUCGGCGUCCUCGCGCGCUCCGUCGCCGACGUCCACAAAGUGUUCGCAACCCUAAACCACCACGACCCGCGCGACCCCACCUCCCUCCCGCCCUCCAUCCGGCAGCGCGCGCGUUCCGCCCCCGCGCGGGGGCGGGACCCCUCCGACCUGCGCGGGCUCACGAUCGGGAUUCCGCAGGAAUACUUCCCCGCCGAGCUCCCCGCCCUCCCCCUCCGGCCCCUCCUCCGCGCCCUGCGCGCGCGCGGCGCCGCCCUCGUCCCCGUGUCCCUCCCCAGCACGCGCUUCGCCCUGAGCGCGUACUACGUGAUCGCCAGCGCGGAGGCGGGGAGCAGUUUGGGGCGGUUCGACGGGGUGCGCUACGGUAAACACGUCCCCCCGCCCCCCGGCGCGGACCGCGCCAAAGCGAGCCAGGUAUAUGCCCACUCGCGGACCAAAGGCUUCGGGAGGGAGGUCCGGAAGCGGGUGUUGUUGGGGACGUACGCGUUGAGUGCGGACGCGUUCGACAACUACUUCCUGCAAGCGCAGCGCGUCCGGCGGCUCAUCAAGGCGGACUUCGACCGCGUCUUCUUGAAGCCGAACCCGCUCCGCGGGUCCCCAUCACGCUCGGAUGAACGCGAAGAGGAAGGCAAAGUCGACGUCCUCCUGCACCCCUCCGCGAUGCGCACCGCGCCGCCGCUCCCCGCCCCCUCCCCCGCAACACACCUGGACGCGUACGUCCAGGACACGCUCACCACGCCCGCCUCCCUCGCCGGGCUGCCCGCGCUCAGCGUCCCCGCGGGCCUGGCCGACGGCUGGCCGGUCGGCGUGAGCGUCGUGGGGCAGUGGGGCGACGAGGAGGGCGUGCUGGGCGUGGGGAGGGUGGUGGAGGCGGUGGUGGGGAUGUGA